AUGGCGCAUCAAAUGCCUAUGGAGACCCAGCAGGAACUGCGGCGCCUGCCGGGAAACAACCGCUGUGUGGACUGUGAUGCGCCGUACCCGCAAUGGGCUACGGUCUCUUACGGUACCUUCAUGUGUCUCGAGUGCUCGGGCCGCCACCGCGGACUGGGCGUACACAUCUCGUUCGUGCGGUCAGUUACCAUGGACUCGUGGACGGACAAGCAGGUGCUACAGAUGCAGAAGGGUGGCAACGACACGUUCCGUGCUGCCUUCUCCGCUGCGGGUGUCCCCACGGACCUUUCCAUCAGCGAGAAGUACAACACACCGCAAGCUGAGGCCUAUCGCCAGCGACUAACAGCAAUCGUUGAGGGACGCUCGCCGCCGUCGCUCCCGCAGUGGGACCCGAGCAUGCGUAAGCCAGCUUCAUCCUCUUUCUCGUCGGCCUCAUAUUCUGGAGGAGGCUCUGCUGGAGGUGACACCCGUGGUGUGGAAGCGCUCAAGGGAGAGUCAGAGCAGGAUUACGUUGCUCGCCAGAUGAAACUACGUGAGGAAGCUCGUGCCCGCAUGGCCGCCAAGUUCGGUGGAAAUGGCAUGCAGGGCAUUGGAAGCGGCGGGGAAACGCGCGCGCCACAGACCUCGUCUGGCGGAUUGGGAGACCUCUCGGGCGCCUUUAGCUAUUUUACCAGUACGGUCACAACAGCCGCCAGCUCAGCUGCCAGUCUCGUCAAGGACCAAGAUCUGGGAUCCAAGGUGUCAACUGGCUGGUCCUACGUUCAGAGUGCAAUUCACGACCCAGCGUUAUCAGAUAAUGUCAAGUCCUCGGCCACUUCGGGCUGGUCCAUGCUUUCCAGUGGCGCGUCAUCCCUGUUGCAAACCGCACAGAGCGCAGUGCAUGGAGGUGGCAAUUCGUACGGAAAUUCUGACGGAAUGAGCUCAUUUCCUCGCACCAAUGCCGAGCUGUCGACCUCUGGCAAGUACGCUGGCAUCGGUAGCGGCAACAGCAACACGAGCUCAUCAAGCCGUGAUCACGAUAAUGACUCGUGGUUGGACUCGCAGCUGAGCAGCAGCAACAACAGUAGCUUCGACACACCAACACAGCAACCCAAGCCUGCUCAGACUACCGAUUUGUUUGGAUCCUCGUCGUCCAGUGCUAACGGCAGCAGUCACGACCUUCUCGGACUCUCCGCAUCGUCCGUAACGUCGGCCAAUAGCAGCAAUAGCUCGACUGCUGCUGCCUCCGCCCCUGUUGCCACUGCUCCCCCUCCGGCACCUGUCGAAAAGAAGGAGAAGCCCAAGAAGGAUGUUGAUUUCUUCGGCGAGUUUGGUUUCUAA
Molecule: messenger RNA, 1320 nt
Organism: Phytophthora nicotianae INRA-310
Lineage: Eukaryota; Oomycota; Peronosporomycetes; Peronosporales; Peronosporaceae
Exons: 2
Coding region: 1-1320 (439 amino acids)
Biological process (GO): regulation of endocytosis; regulation of ARF protein signal transduction
Cellular component (GO): Golgi membrane
Molecular function (GO): GTPase activator activity
Source: RefSeq, a predicted model, not a curated record